CCGAGGGAAUCACUUUUGGUCCCAACACCACCGUGUCUCGUCUCUGCAGUGGCUAUUCUCGGUGAUAUGAGAGCUAAUAUAGACGAAUCCGUGUGCCAUAGGCGUCAGAUGUUCUUGCCAAAGCUGGAUCUCUAUGCAUUACUGUGAUCGGAGAAAAUAAAACGCAAGACACCGUGGCGCUGCGUGGAAUUACAGCGGACACGAUGGGCACAUUGAAGCAGAUCCUGCUGCUUUUCGCAGGUUUUGUUGCCGCAGCUCACGGUCAAACUUGUGGUGGUUUGGUACAAGGUCUCAAUGGAACUAUAGAGAGUCCUGGCUUUCCUCAUGGCUACCCAAACUAUGCCAACUGUACGUGGAUCAUAGUCACUGGAGAGCGGAACAGGAUACAGUUGUCAUUUCACAUCUUCGCUCUGGAGGAGGACUUUGACAUUGUCUCCAUCUAUGAUGGACAACCACAGCCGGGCAACCUGAAGAUGAGGUUGUCUGGCUUCAUGUUGCCAUCACCCAUCGUGAGUUCUGGGUCGAUUUUGGCGCUGUGGUUUACUACGGAUUUUGCAGUGAGUGCCCAAGGAUUUAAAGCAAUCUAUGAAGGUGAAUUUGCGUAG
This is a messenger RNA of Sinocyclocheilus grahami, 605 nucleotides long. RefSeq names its product CUB and sushi domain-containing protein 1-like. The transcript has 4 exons. The record is from RefSeq and is a predicted model, not a curated record. Bases 204 to 605 code for a protein of 133 amino acids. NCBI's taxonomy places the organism in Eukaryota, Metazoa, Chordata, Actinopteri, Cypriniformes, Cyprinidae.